CGACGCCGCUCACGGGGCUGUGCCCCCCGCAGGGUGUUUCGCCCGGAGGCGCCAUGGGCAAGAGCUGCAAGGUGGUGGUGUGCGGGCAGGCGGCCGUGGGCAAGACGUCCAUCCUGGAGCAGCUGCUCUACGGCAACCACGUGGUGGGCUCCGACAUGGUGGAGACGCAGGAGGACAUCUACGUGGGCUCCAUCGAGACGGAGCGCGGCGUGCGCGAGCAGGUGCGCUUCUACGACACGCGGGGCCUGCGCGACGGCCUCGAGCUGCCCAAGCACUGCUUCUCCUGCACCGACGGCUACGUGCUCGUCUACAGCACCGACAGCAAGGAGUCCUUCAAGCGCGUGGAGCUCCUCAAGAAGGAGAUCGACAAGUCCAAGGACAAGAAAGAGGUCACCAUCGUGGUGCUGGGCAACAAGUGUGACCUGCAGGAGCAGCGCCGCGUGGACCACGACGCGGCCCAGCACUGGGCCAAGGGCGAGAAGGUGAAGCUGUGGGAGGUGUCCGUGGCCGACCGGCACACGCUCAUCGAGCCCUUCAUCUACCUGGCCAGCAAGAUGACGCAGCCGCAGAGCAAGUCCGCCUUUCCCCUGAGCCGCAAGAACAAGGGCAGCGGCUCCCUGGAUGGCUGAGCCUCGUCCUGCCCUUCCUCUCCACUGCCACCUCCUCUCCCUCACCUGCGUUAUCCUCCCGGAGCUGGCGGGGAGCCUCCGGAGGCGGAACGGGCUCCCUAGGGCCGGGCUUUGGGGAUGGCAGCGCCGA
Nothoprocta perdicaria is the source of this 759-nucleotide messenger RNA. It is a transcript of the gene NKIRAS2, whose product is annotated as NFKB inhibitor interacting Ras like 2. Lineage: Eukaryota; Metazoa; Chordata; Aves; Tinamiformes; Tinamidae. Gene Ontology annotation, biological process: canonical NF-kappaB signal transduction. Gene Ontology annotation, molecular function: GTPase activity; GTP binding. The transcript is spliced from 3 exons. The record is from RefSeq and is a predicted model, not a curated record. Bases 54 to 629 code for a protein of 191 amino acids.